Messenger RNA from Prorocentrum cordatum, 747 nucleotides. The record is from the annotation of a GenBank genome assembly. NCBI's taxonomy places the organism in Eukaryota, Dinophyceae, Prorocentrales, Prorocentraceae.
AUGAUCGCACGUGCCAAGUACAUUUUGAACCAGAUGGGCCCGAUGGCGGAGAAUUGCGCCUUCUUGGUCGACGGCUACGUGGCUGGCGGCACUGCGGUGACCGUUGCGCGCCGCAACUUCCCGAAGCAAUUCUUGCACUACCACCGCGCCGGCCACGGCGCAGUGACCAGCCCGCAGACGCAGCGCGGGUACACCGCCUUCGUGCACACCAAGUUGUCGCGCGUCAUUGGUGCCAGCGGCAUCCACACGGGCACGAUGAGCUUUGGCAAGAUGGAGGGCGACGCUUCGGACAAGAACAUCGGAUUCAUGCUGCAAGACGACGUCGCCGACGGCCCCUACUACCGGCAGGAGUGGGAGGGCAUGAAGCAGACCACCCCGAUCAUCUCGGGUGGCAUGAACGCCUUGCGGCUGCCUGCGUUCUUCGAGAACUUGGGCCACUCGAACGUUAUCCUGACGGCCGGCGGUGGGGCCUUCGGGCACAAGGACGGGCCGAAGCAGGGCGCGAUCUCAUGCGCCCAGGGCGAGGAGUCGUGGAAGUUGUGGAAGGCAGGCACCUACGGCGACGUGAGCCUGUCGGACGGUGUCGUCGAGUACGCGAAGACGCACGAGGAGCUCAAGGGCGCGUUCUUGACGUUCCAGAAGGAUGCGGACCAGAUAUACCCGGGCUGGAAGGAGAAGCUCGGCUACACGGGCGAGUCCUCCGUCCAGGCAGCCAGCUUCAAUUGGCAGAAGAAGGAGUUGAGUUGA